Molecule: messenger RNA, 582 nt
Organism: Pterocles gutturalis (yellow-throated sandgrouse)
Lineage: Eukaryota; Metazoa; Chordata; Aves; Pterocliformes; Pteroclidae
Exons: 6
Coding region: 1-582 (193 amino acids)
Source: RefSeq, a predicted model, not a curated record
AUGACGAUGAACCUCCUCACCCAGGUGAGCACCCUGGUACAGACCCUGCGAGCCCCGGAUGGGCCGUUCCUCCAGCCCCAGCGCUGGCUGGGCUCCUGGACGGGUCCCCAGGCAGUGACCGGGGUGGCAAGCACGGCGGCGUUCUUCCUCUGUGAGGGGCUGCUGGGCCGGCACUUCGAUGUGGUCCCCAAUGGGGUGACUGAGCCCCAGCCUGGGGACCUCUUCCUCUUCCCACUGGCCUCGCUGGCCUCGGGGGGCCCCGGAUGGUGGGGUGCCCAUGCUGGUGUCUACUGCGGUGACGGGGAGAUCAUCCACCUGGAAGGCAUUGUGGCCAAGCACAGCAAGAGCCACCUCCUGCGGAUGCGGGGUCCAGCCAAGGUGCUGCGGAAGAAGGGAGGGCUGGAUGCGGCCACCCUGCAGCAGCGGAUCCGGGUGGCCAUGGACCAGGUGGUGGAGUAUGAUGCCGUCACCUGCAACUGCAUCCACUUCGCCCUUGCCCUGCUGGGGCUGGGCCAGCUCACUGGGGCCACAAAGCUGCCAGCAAGCAACGUCCUCCGGGAGUCCUGGAAGACACCAAGUUGA